Molecule: messenger RNA, 2497 nt
Organism: Uranotaenia lowii
Lineage: Eukaryota; Metazoa; Arthropoda; Insecta; Diptera; Culicidae
Product: neuroserpin-like
Exons: 4
Coding region: 100-2208 (702 amino acids)
Molecular function (GO): serine-type endopeptidase inhibitor activity
Source: RefSeq, a predicted model, not a curated record
CAGCUUAAUCAAGCAUAAACACAAUUCGUAUAAAACCACCUAUAGUCAAACUAGUACCCAGUGCAGUGGCAUCUCAACUGCCAAUUGAAUCGGUCCAAUAUGAAAUCCCCGGUGCUGUUGCUCGUUUUGUGCCAAGUGGCUGCGAUUUUCAGCCAAGCUUUAGAUGCCGAUCGAACGAAAUUCACGUUCGAAUUCCUCCGGCAGAUCCAUCGGGCUCAUCCGGAUGAGAACUCGAUUCUAUCUCCGUUGGCCAUCCACACGGUGCUUUCGAUGAUGUAUCCGGUAGCCGAUCCGGGUGCAGCCGCCGAAAUGCAAAGUGUCUUAGGGCUGGCGGAGAACUCGGACCAGGUGGAGUCCACGAUCCGUGAGCUGCUGGGAAGCUCUAAGAAUGAGGCUCUCAAUAUGGUCUUCAAAAUGUACCACUCGAAGCAGAACGAAAUCCGUCGGGAGUUGUUGAACACAUUCCGAGAUCGGUACCAGGUUCCAUUGGAGGCCGUCGAUUUUGAACAGGGACAACAGGUUGCGGACUCAGCUAAUGUUUGGGUUGACCGGGUAACGGAUUCAAAGAUCCAGAAUCUGUACACUGCCGAUGAUUUCUCCGCCGACGACAGUAUGAUGCUGCUGAAUGCCAUUACAUUGAACGCCGAGUGGAAGUAUAUGUUCUUCCCGGGAAGCACCAAGAAGGAAGUUUUCCAUUUCGAGAACGGUGACCACGAGGUUGACAUGAUGUACAAUGUUGCUUAUCUGCCUUACUGCGAAACGCGAGGCCUAAGAGCUCUGGAGCUCCCCUACAAAUCAAAAACCGAUUUGUCAAUGUUAAUAAUCCUACCAUCGGAAGGUACAAGCCUAAAUCAAGCUUUGGAGACUUUAAACGAACAAGUUUACGAUGAAAUUAAUAACAAUAUGGAAAUCAGUUACUUUGACCUGUUUUUCCCCAAGUUUUCCAUAACGAAGAAAACCAAAGCCAAGGACAUUUUGUCAAACAUGGGACUGAAAAGAGUUUUCUUAUCCGGUGCGUUCGAUGCUUCCAGCAAAGGACCCUUUAUGAUAACUGGUAUCAAUCAAAACGCCAGAAUCGACGUCAAUGAGAGGGGCACAGUUGCUGCUGCCGUAACUGCACUAGGUAUUGACGAUAAGGCCUCGCAUUUCCUGUUCAACUUAUUCCUGUUGUUCUGUUUACGAGAACCGGACCAGAAUUGUAUCAUGUGCCCGGUGAUGGUGUACGCUAUGCUUGCCACCAUGUAUCAGCUAGCCGAUGGGAAUGCGGCCUACGAAUUGAGCAGCUUUCUGGAGCUAGCCUACGGAAUACACCAGAUUAGGUCGGACAUUCGAGAGAUGUGGCUUAAGUACGAACACUACGCGAUCAACACUACUUCUAAGCUAUUCUAUUCGAAGGAGAUCGAGUUGAGGGCCAAUCAGUCUACGGUUGUUAGCGUUCCAACGAGAGCGAUCGACUUCAACGAUGGGCCUCCGGUGGCCGACGUAGUCAACCAUUGGGUUAGCAGGGUGACGAAUGGGAACAUCCACAGCGUAUUGGAGCCUAACGAAGACAUUUUAAAUACAAACUUUCUGCUGCUAAACACCGUUUAUCUGAGCGCAUCCUGGCAGGCACCCUUCACAUCACGAAACACCGGCAAAGCUGUGUUUCAUUUCGAAAACGGGAUCCACGAAAUCGACAUGAUGCAGAAGAGGGACAACUAUCUGUUCGGCCAUUACCGCGGUUGUCACGUGCUCGAGCUUCCUUACGAAAACGGAACCGACCUUUCACUGCUUCUGGUGAUGCCAAAGGAAUACACUGCCCUCAAACAUAUCAUUCCUAUGCUGGAUGCAAGUUGGAUCUCUCAAAUAGAUGGCACCCUUGGGUACACCAAUUUCAUUCUGUACAUCCCUAAGUUCACAACGAUCAAAACGAUCUCUACCAAACCCCUUCUAAAGCACAUGCAGGUGCAGGAGAUCUUCAAACCGGGGGCCUUCGACAUUUCAACCAGGACGGCAUUACAGUUGCUGGACGUCCGGCACUGUGUUCAUGUCGACGUAGCCGAGAAAGGAACUCGGACGGCCAGUGCAAAAGGGAUGUUCCUGGACGAGUUGUCUGACCCGGCUCCGGUGCGUCAGUUUUGCGUUAGUCGACCAUUUCUGUACGUCAUUCGGAAGCAAUCGACCAAGGAGAUUUACUUCAUCGGACACUACUCCCAUUAUGAGGAUUGAUUGUGAUCAAAAUUUUUUUAAAUUUUUGUUCCAAAAUUUAUCUGCAAGGUUUUUAAGUAGGUACUUACAUGUAUGAUAUUGUUACUGAAUUGUUACAGAAUAUAUACAUGAGCUCAAACCAGCAUUGGAAUUGGCAUCCGUCACGAAAAAAAAGUAUUCGUUAACAAUAAAAAAGCGCAAUCUAGGGUCAACUAUUUCUGUUUACUUUGUCCAGUUUUGUAGUUCAUGUUAACAAGAUAAACAAGCCGUAUAGUUGGAACUUACUUACUCAAUUACCCCGUGUCGAUUC